Molecule: messenger RNA, 1181 nt
Organism: Mytilinidion resinicola
Lineage: Eukaryota; Fungi; Ascomycota; Dothideomycetes; Mytilinidiales; Mytilinidiaceae
Product: putative short-chain dehydrogenase
Exons: 2
Coding region: 1-972 (323 amino acids)
Source: RefSeq, a predicted model, not a curated record
AUGAGCUUCUUCAGUUUUGUGCACUCCCAGCUCUUCGUCACCCCCAUCUACCCCAGCGGAUCUUACACCGGCAGAACGGUCAUCAUAACUGGCAGCAACACCGGCCUCGGGAAAGAAGCAGCACGCCACUUCACGCGCCUGGGCGCCAGCACCGUUAUCCUCGGCGUCCGCAGCGUCGACAAAGGCAAUGCCGCCAAGGCCGACAUCGAGCAGUCAACCAAGUGCGCCGCAUCCGUCGUCCAGGUCUGGCAACUCGACGUGGCCAGCUACGCCUCCGUCCGCUCCUUCGCAGCACGCGUGGCGGGGCUAGAGCGUGUCGACAUCUUCCUUGCUAAUGCGGGCAUCGCUCCGGCGAACUUUGCGUUGGUUGAGGGCACGGAGUCGAUGAUUACGGUUAAUGUGAUCGCCACGUUUUUGCUGACGUUCCUGGUGCUGCCGAAGAUGAGGGAGACGGCGAAGACGUACGAUACGAAGCCUACUCUUUCCAUCACAACUUCAGAGGUCCACGCAAAAACCGCGUUCCAGGAGAAAGCAGCCCCGGACGGCAAGAUCUUCGAGGCGUUGAAUGACGAGGGGAAGUUUGAUGCGAUGGAUCGAUAUCCGGUGAGUAAGUUGCUGGAGGUGUUUGGGGUUAGGGCGUUUGCGGGGGAGCAUAAGGCUGAGGAGCUGGGAGUCACGGUCAACUGUCUGAACCCGGGGUUGUGUCAUUCGGAGCUAAUGCGUGAAGCCGGCUUGGGCCUCCGAAUUAUGAAGUCCUUGCUCGGUCGAACAACGGAAGCUGGUAGUAGGACGCUCGUGCAUGCAGCCAGCCAGGGGCCGGAAACGCAUGGGAAGUACUUGGGGGACUGCAAGAUUAAGCCACCGGGUGGGAUUGUGUUGAAGCCGGAGGGGAAAAUAGCGCAGGAGAGGGUGUGGACGGAGCUGGUAGGGCGGCUGGAGGCGAUUGUGCCGGGGGUUACGAAGAGCCUUUAAAGGCAGAGGGGCAGACUAUCUUGAAGGACGAUGGAUGUAUUAAGGAGCGAGACAAGCACGAACGCGAGAAGAAGGAGCGUUGAAUUCAUUUGAGCCUGUGUUGACAUCCUUUGGUGCUUCACACUGUCCACGCUAAUCCGCUCGCAGUGGCCGAAAUGGCGGUUUGGUGCAUGGAGUGACAGCGAGACGAACCCAGAUGGAGAUCACGG